Messenger RNA from Malus domestica (apple), 516 nucleotides. RefSeq names its product protein PELPK1-like. Lineage: Eukaryota; Viridiplantae; Streptophyta; Magnoliopsida; Rosales; Rosaceae. The record is from RefSeq and is a predicted model, not a curated record.
AUGGCUUUCCCCAAGAUUUUCUUCCUUCUGUUUUCGGUGGCAGUGCUAUCACUUUCAAGCGUCCGUAUGAGCCAAGCAGCUCGCCACCUUUUGGACACGCCAGCAGCUCCACCGCCAGCACUACCCGUCCCUACCAUCCCAUCUCUGCCGAAGACCACAUUGCCGCCGUUGCCUUCGGUGCCAACUCUUCCCAAGACGACAUUGCCUCCGUUGCCUUCAUUGCCAACACAGCCCAAGACCACAUUGCCUCCGCUGCCUUCAUUGCCAACACAGCCCAAGGCCACCUUGCCACCCCUGCCCUCUAACCCAUUGCCUACUCGUCCAACUGCUCUUCCUCCAAUGCCAAGCUCUCAAAUUCCAUCUUUGCCAAAAUCAGCAAUGCCCACUCUUCCCACAACACUACCUCCAUUGCCAGCCAACCCACUGCCAUCAUUUCCCACAACAAUCCCUUCAAUCCCAACUAUUCCAUCAACUAUUCCAAGCAUUCCAUUCCUCUCCCCACCCCCAUCAAACUAA